CCACCUCCGUCCUCCCCUCCUGCAGGAUGAAGCUCCGAGACCGCCUCCGCAGGGCCCCGCACGUCACGCCCCAGGCCCUGGUGUGCACGCCCGCCCUCGCCGCCUCCAUCGCCCUGCAGCAGAGCGUCCAGAAGGACUCCUCCGACGCCCAGGUCAAGGAGGAGCUGCCCAUGACCCAGCUGGAGGCCCCGACCCGGAAGCCCAAGGACCGCCUCAGCGCCUUCGUCAACGAGGGGUACGUGAGGGACCUGUCGCAGCGGAGCCUGUCGGUGGCGAGCACGGGCGCCCUCGGACACCUCAUCACGGAGGUCAUCGAGGAGGAGAGUUCGAGCGACGUGGACAACAGCGAGAGGAUACUGUAAGCAUACUGUUCAGGAAGCCAACGGAAGCGAUCCUGUACUUGCUGUGCCUUAUAUCCGUCGCAUGGAAAUGAGGAUACUGUGAGGAUACUGUUCAGGAAGCCAACGGAAGGACACUGUACUUGCUGUGCCUUAAUCGUCGCAUGGACAUGAGAUACUGUG
Penaeus vannamei (Pacific white shrimp) is the source of this 521-nucleotide messenger RNA. The record is from RefSeq and is a predicted model, not a curated record. Lineage: Eukaryota; Metazoa; Arthropoda; Malacostraca; Decapoda; Penaeidae.